UCCUUCUUUCUCUUAAUUAAUAAUACAACACACACUGCCGUGUUUACAGUAACAGUGUAGAGUACAAUAAAUACAACUCAACUAACCAAAAUUACCAAAUGAAGUAAGAAAAUGAUGAGGGACAGAGAAUCAUCUGAUGAAGAAGAUGAUAGAGAGAACCUGAUCCAGCAACUAAAUGACCAUCCUAAAUCUCCACUUCGCUCCACAUUCCAAAUCGACGACCUAAAAGACCGAUUUGCCCUUGGUCAUCGCUUCAAUUUCACUUCCGGUAAAAGGUAUUUCCUAGCAAUUAUUCUCCCAGUCUUAGUACUCAUUCUAUAUUUCACUACAGACAUCAAAAACCUAUUUCAAACCACUGUUACCAGCAUUAAAUACGAUGGUUCAGUUAAUACCAUGCGCGAGUCUGAAUUACGCGCUCUUUAUCUGCUUAGAAAACAACAAUUAGGGCUUUUUAAGCUGUGGAAUCACACUUUGGUUAAUGAUACUUCUAGUACAGAUUUGCUAAGUCAGAUUUCACUAAAUAAACAAAUUCAACAAGUUCUAUUGUCAUCUCAUGAAUUAGGUAACUUGUUGAUUGAAUCGGAUAAUUCGACAGAUCCUAGUUUAGGUAGGUGUAGGAAGGUGGAUCGUGAUUUGUCGAAGAGGAAAACUGUUGAGUGGAAACCGAGAUCGGAUAAGUACUUGUUUGCGAUUUGUGUUUCCGGUCAAAUGUCAAACCAUUUGAUCUGUUUGGAAAAGCAUAUGUUCUUCGCAGCUCUGCUUAACCGCGUUUUGGUUAUUCCGAGCUCAAAAGUUGACUUUGAGUUUAAGCGAGUGUUGGAUGUUGAGCAUAUAAAUAAAUGCUUGGGGAGAGAAGUGAUUGUUACGUAUGAGGAAUUUGCCGAAAGACGAAAGAGCCAUUUGCACAUAGAUAGAGUUAUUUGUUAUUUCUCUCAACCACAACCUUGUUUUAUGGAUGAAGAACGUGUUAAGAAGUUGAAGUCAUUAGGGGUUUCUACGAAUAAGCUUGAAACUGCUUGGGAUGAAGAUGUGAAGAAGCCAAAGAAAAGGACUGUCCAAGACGUGGUCGCAAAGUUUUCUACGGAUGAUGAUGUUAUUGCAAUAGGUGAUGUGUUCUUUGCUGAUGUGGAGAAGGACUGGGUGAUGCAGCCUGGAGGCCCCAUUUCCCACAAAUGCAAGACACUCAUUGAGCCAAGUCGUCUUAUUAUGCUUACUGCCCAACGUUUCGUCCAGACAUUCUUGGGAGACAACUUUAUCGCUCUUCAUUUCCGCAGACAUGGUUUUCUGAAAUUCUGCAAUGCCAAAAAGCCAAGUUGCUUCUACCCUGUUCCUCAAGCUGCAGACUGUAUCAAUCGUGUGAUUGAGAGGGCCAAUUCUCCAGUAAUAUAUCUUUCCACAGAUGCUGCAGAAAGUGAAACUGGUUUACUUCAGUCACUAGUUGUAUUCAAUGGGAAGACAGUACCCCUUGUUAAAAGGCCCGCUCGAAAUUCAGCUGAAAAAUGGGAUGCUUUAUUGUACAGACAUGGCCUUGAGGGAGAUUCUCAGGUGGAAGCUAUGCUGGACAAAACAAUUUGUGCUAUGGCUAGUGUUUUUAUUGGAUCAUCAGGGUCUACUUUUACCGAUGAUAUUUUGCGGCUACGGAAGGACUGGGGAUCUGCAUCUCUUUGUGAUGAGUAUCUAUGCCAGGGUGAACUGCCAAACUUCAUCGCAGAUGAUGAGUGAAACAGAAAAUGGCUGAGCAUAUCUUGUCUUGUACACCGCAAGCUCAUUCUGCUACUUAACUCCCAACCUGGUAGGACAUAGAGGCUUUUCGAAACAAGUUACUAUGCCUGUAGCAAUUUCUCUACGUACAGGCAAAUCAAAAACUGCGAUGGAGUAAGAGUGAUAUCUGUUGUUCUAUUGUUUGUUCCAUACUUCUAUUCUCGAUUCUUUAGCAUAGAUGGCCUAUUGGGCCGAUUCUUUUGAUCUGUAUUCUAGUGUAUUAUAUUCUUCUUAGCAGAGAGACAAUGUUUUAUCCUGUUUUAACUUGUCUUGCCAGUAGUUUUAGUGCUUGUAGUUGUAGGUUCGCAUAUUGGCACAUACACCUCAAUAGUUGAAUAUUUUCAGGAUGAAAGAUAACUGCACUUUUUUCUCUA
Lycium ferocissimum is the source of this 2135-nucleotide messenger RNA. Its product is annotated as O-fucosyltransferase 36-like. The transcript has 3 exons. Gene Ontology annotation, biological process: protein O-linked glycosylation via fucose. The record is from RefSeq and is a predicted model, not a curated record. NCBI's taxonomy places the organism in Eukaryota, Viridiplantae, Streptophyta, Magnoliopsida, Solanales, Solanaceae. Gene Ontology annotation, molecular function: peptide-O-fucosyltransferase activity. The coding region runs from base 112 to 1722 and encodes 536 amino acids.